Molecule: messenger RNA, 1153 nt
Organism: Salvia miltiorrhiza (redroot sage)
Lineage: Eukaryota; Viridiplantae; Streptophyta; Magnoliopsida; Lamiales; Lamiaceae
Product: intracellular ribonuclease LX-like
Exons: 4
Coding region: 153-857 (234 amino acids)
Biological process (GO): RNA catabolic process
Cellular component (GO): extracellular region
Molecular function (GO): RNA binding; ribonuclease T2 activity
Source: RefSeq, a predicted model, not a curated record
AUUGUAAAGACUCCUAUAAGACUUGCUUCACAAACGAGUUGUUCAUGUAAAAUUUACGUGUAAUGUUGGAUAUUGAUUCCCCAUUCUUAGAAUUUAUACUAUAAAUACAGCCAUCUAAUUCUGUUGUAUUGAGAUUAAUCCAGUCUCAUAAUAUGAAAGGAAAGGCUUCGAUAUUGGUGAUCCUAUUCGUUUUGCAUUGUCAAUCAUUUUUGUGUUCUUCUCAAGAUUUCGAUUUCUUCUACUUUGUUCAGCAGUGGCCUGCUUCGUAUUGUGACACGAGGAGAAGCUGCUGCUAUCCCACUACCGGAAAACCCAAUGAAGAUUUCAGCAUUCAUGGGCUAUGGCCGAAUUACAACGACGGUAAAUGGCCACAAAACUGUGACACCUCAAGCUCCUUAGACAUAUCUCAGAUCUCAGAUCUGGUGAAGAGAAUGGAGAAAGAUUGGCCAACCCUAGCCUGCCCAUCUGGCGAUGGGGUGAAAUUUUGGGGACAUGAAUGGGAGAAACAUGGAACUUGCACAUCACUCCAUCAGCACGCUUAUUUUCAAUCUGCGCUUGAGCUCAAGAACAAAGCCAACUUGCUUCAACUCCUUAAACACGCAGGGAUUUAUCCUGGGAAAUUUUUUAGUAUGGAAAGCAUAAAAAGGGCAAUUAAAGAAGGGGUGGGGUAUGAGGCGUACAUAGAGUGCAACGUUGAUACACAGGGGAAUCACCAAGUCUACCAAGUGUAUAUGUGUGUGGAUAAAUCUGCUUCAAAAUUCAUCAACUGCCCUAUUCUGCCACAUGGAAGAGGAUGUGGGUCCCGUGUCGAGUUCCCUUCUUUCUCCCACCAUUCCAACUCCAAACACGAACUCUGAUCUCUUACGCGAUGUUGAAUCAUUUCAUUGCUCAAUUAUUCACCUAAUUUGCUCUUUUUACUUGAUUCUAUAUGUUUUGAUUAAUCUAUACAUAUAUAAAAGCUGGUCCAUCUAGCCAAAAAAAAUUCCCGCUCUUUUACUCCAUCUACUUUUGGAAAGUUGAUUUAUAUUUAGAAAGUUCACUAAUUCAUAGGAUGAUAUAUAUAGUUGCGGGGCCCACUUGCUACAAUCUAUACAGUGCUCUUUUGUAUCAUGCAAUUUAUAGUUUUGUGAAAAAUAUCCUUUAUUUUUGUGAA